UCUAAACGACACUCUGCAGUUAUUAAAAGUUGUACCCCAAGCAGCGCCCACUGGAGCUGCAGAAGCUGUCAGACACUAGGUGGGCCUGCAGAGAAGCUGCCCUCAAGACAAUGAGGAAGAUCUAACCAGCUGUCAUGCAGUUUCUGGAGGAAAUACUACAGCAAGAUCCUCCAGACUCUUCAGCGGGUGAUGCAAUGAUCCUUCUCAAAAGCAUCAAUUUUGAAUUCAUCCUGUGUCUGGAGAUCACCUGUCCCAUCUUCCAAGUGACUGCUACUGCAUCUGAUGCAUUGCAGAAGAAAGACAUUGACCUGGUUGCAGCAUACAAGAUUGUUGAUGGUGUUUUGCAGAGCCUGGACCACAGCAGAACAGAGGAAGAGUUUGAGAAAAUUUAUGAACAGGCUAGAGAGAAGGCUGCAUCAGUGGGCCUGGACCCCCCAUCUGAGGUCCCUGGACAAGCUCGGAGGAGGAAAGUGCCAGCAAAGUUUAAGUUUGCUGCCACAACAGCUACUGCAGAUGACCAUGCUUUCACAACUCCCCAAGAAUACUACCGUGUUAAAGUGUUCUAUGUUUUUGUUGACACAAUGACACAGGAGCUUCUGAGACACUUUAAAGGAGGAGAUAAUUCUACAUGGGAAAUCUUGAAUGCCUUACAUAGCCUGACAGUCCCAGAGAACUGGAAAAUAAUCUCAACAGAGGCACACCAAGCUGUGAAGAAACUCUGCCAGUUCUAUGACAUUGAGGAGGAAUACAAAUUACAGAAAGAACUUAAGGUCUUUCAUGCUUCAUACUCAUGCCCCCCACCAGUCAGUGUGGCAUCCAUUCUUUCAGUGGUCAAAGAAAACAAUGCACAUCUGAUCUUCCCCAACAUGACUGAGCUGUUGAAGACAUAUGGAACACUCUGGGUGUCCACAGCAACUGUGGAGCGAUCUUUCUCAAAACUAAAACUAGUUAAAAACAAACUUCGCACCCUUUGCUCAGAGGAGAGGUUGUCAGACCUUCUUUUAUUGGCAGUUGAGAAGGAUGUUCCAGUCAACCACAGUGAUGUCAUCGACAUUUUUCGGGACAUUGCAAACAGAAAGUUACUGUUAUAAUUUGGGACAGGACAUGAAGAGCAUCUUAUUCCUUCCUGCUCUUUCCAAAACAUACCCUGUGUUUUUGUUUUCUGAUUAAUAAAAUGUUUGCUUUUUCCCCCUUGGUUUAUUUUUUUACUGUUGUAUUUUAAUAUUUGAAAGAAAGAAAGAAAGAAGAUUUUACAGUUCUACAAUUUAAUCCCUCCCACAUAAAGUUGAUGCUGUGAUGGUCUGUGCUCUGUGAUGCUUAGAAGGUGCUGUUAACAGGACACACACACACUGUCUGUAUAGAUUUUUUUAAUACAUUCUCACCCUACCAUGACUCCUGUCUUUUUUACUACUGAUAUCCUGGUUUCAGUUUAUUUCCCAGUUUUUUAAAUCUGUUGCCUUAUGGUUCCAAGCAUUGUCACCAAUCUUUUUACAUUUUAUUUUUAUCUCAAAGCACUUGUUUAAUCAGCUACCUAUGGACUUUUUAAUGUCUACAGUCUCAAAACAACACAGCCCUGCCCUCCAGCACUAUCAGCAGCAGGAGCAGCAGUAAUUCCUCAACAGCAACAUUGUACGCCAUCAGGUAAAACAUAGGCUACAUUUGCUUUGCAUUGUCCCCACCUGAUGACAGUCUUAUAGUAUAGCAAUAUAGCAAUUCCAUAUUAGAUUCGUCAUGAAUGUGAGUUGUUGUUAUUCAGCCUGUUCUAUCUGCCCCUUUUUUGACUUUGAGCACCCGCCCAUUUGAACGUCUCUGCACGGCCCUGGUAAUGACGAGACGGAGUAAUGCGCGUCUCUGUUCCUAAAUAUUCAGAGAGAUUACAAACCAUCUAGUGAACCCUCACGUUACACGUUUCUGAUGUGACUUCAUCCCAGAUACACGAUGACAAACAGCUUUACUUUAACUUUACAUUUUUCAUGUGGUUUCUUUCAGGAGAGUCCAGAAACACAAACACUCGGAGUUUGAAACACCGAGACUAACGGAAAACUUUGUUUUCUCUCAAAAACAAAGCGACAGCAGAGCGAGCAGAGAAAGAAACGACAGACCAAACAUUCACAGCAUAUUUCCUUUUUUCGGCAGAAACAUCUGUUUCCACGUCAAGUACAGCAG
Molecule: messenger RNA, 2166 nt
Organism: Oreochromis aureus
Lineage: Eukaryota; Metazoa; Chordata; Actinopteri; Cichliformes; Cichlidae
Exons: 2
Coding region: 135-1091 (318 amino acids)
Molecular function (GO): protein dimerization activity
Source: RefSeq, a predicted model, not a curated record